CUUCACUUGUACUUCCAUCACAAAUCAGAAGAAAACCUCUCUCGUCUCUCCGAAUCCGAUUCUCAAAAUCAAAGCUAUGAACCAAGACCCGAAUCCCAGACCCGCCACUGGAUAUCCAUACCCGUAUCCAUACCCGAACCCGCCUCAUCAACCCAACGGUUACCCACCUCCCAACGCCGGAACCGCCUACCCUUACCAAAACCACAACCCUUACUUCGCGACGGAGCCAAAUCCACGCGCGAUCCUCCUCCGCCGUCUCUUCAUCGCCAUCCUCGUCUUCCUCCUCAUCUUAGGACUCAUCUCCUUCAUCUUCAUCCUCGUCGUCCGUCCCCAAUUACCCGUCGUUUUCAUCAACUCCCUCUCCGUCUCCAAUUUCAACGUCUCCAACAAUCAGGUCACCGGAAACUGGGAUCUACAGCUCCAAUUCCGAAACCCUAAUUCGAAGAUGGCGCUUCACUACGACAGUGUCUUCUGCACUCUCUACUACGGCCGCGAGUCUCUCUCCGAUACGCGUUUGCAGCCGUUCGAUCAAGGGACGGAGGAUCAGACUCCGAUCAACGCUACGCUCGCUGUCUCCGGGACUUACGUCGACGGUAAACUGGCUGAUUCGAUCGGGAAAGAGAGAGCAUCGAAAGGGAACGUUGAGUUCAAUUUGAGGGUUUUCUCUACGGUUACUUCGCGGUAUGGAGUUUAUCGGAGGAGGAGAUACGUCACGAUGUACUGUGACGAUGUUGCCGUUGGUGUUCCGGCGAAUAGUAGCUCAGGGAAGAUGAUUGGUCCGGCGAAGAGAUGUAAACCUUAUUGAAAACAACAAAAAGUGAGUUUCUUUCUAUUGAAAAAAUCUUUGAUUAUGAAUUGCUUACUUUUAGGGAUUUUACAAUUUUAGGGGUUUUAUUUUAACCAAUUCGUUUUGUUUCUUAUGAUUAUGAAUGUAAAUCUACUGAAAUGUUGAUGUAUUGGAGAAAGAACAGAGAGAAAAUUUUCAGAUUUAGCUUUUUUUUUCAGUCAAGCUUGAUGUAUUGUUUU
Eutrema salsugineum is the source of this 1026-nucleotide messenger RNA. Its product is annotated as NDR1/HIN1-like protein 10. Bases 77 to 805 code for a protein of 242 amino acids. Lineage: Eukaryota; Viridiplantae; Streptophyta; Magnoliopsida; Brassicales; Brassicaceae. Gene Ontology annotation, cellular component: plasma membrane. The transcript has a single exon. The record is from RefSeq and is a predicted model, not a curated record.